This is a messenger RNA of Talaromyces stipitatus ATCC 10500, 1275 nucleotides long. RefSeq names its product monooxygenase, putative. The record is from RefSeq and is a predicted model, not a curated record. The transcript has 4 exons. NCBI's taxonomy places the organism in Eukaryota, Fungi, Ascomycota, Eurotiomycetes, Eurotiales, Trichocomaceae. Gene Ontology annotation, molecular function: FAD binding. The coding region runs from base 1 to 1275 and encodes 424 amino acids.
AUGGAGUCAAAACUGCCACAAGAGGACGUCCACGUCAUCAUCAUCGGCGCCGGAAUAACAGGUCUCAUCCUAGCCCAAGCUUUGAAGAAGGAAGGAAUUCGAUACUCAAUCUUUGAAAGAGAAGCGGCACUGAACUACCGCAGCAAUGAAUGGACCAUGGCCAUCCACUGGUCUCUAGAUCGUCUUCAACGCCUUCUUCCCGAAGAUCGAUAUGAAAACAUGACUCAGGUGUCCUGCAACCCUGCCAUUCCAAUCGAAGCUGGCGGAAACUAUCCCAUUAUCCAUGGCGAAUCGGGUGACCUAUUGACGGGAGUACCAUACGCCAAGGGACUGCGUGUACCACGAAGCAAAAUGCGAGCGUUGUGUGCGGUAGGCAUUGAUGUGCAGUAUGGAAAGAAUUUGGUCGAUGUUGCCUUUAACGAGAGUGGUAAAGGAGUUGUGGCUUUCUUCGCGGAUGGAAGCAUUGUAUCCGGAUCUAUUCUUGUCGGCACAGAUGGUCCUCGAUCCAAAGUGCGAGAGUUUGCAAUGGGAAGUGCAGAAAAGGCCGCGGUCAGCCGGUUUCCCAUUUUUCACACAAACAUGAGCGUCACGUAUAACGAUGCAGCGAAGGCUCUGUACCUCCGCCAUAAGUUUCCCACGAGUUAUCUAGCGCUGAGUGACAGGUCAUUCCAUGCAUUCCAAUCCAUUUCCAGCAUGCCAGACGGCCCAGAUCACCCAGAGUCAUGGAUCUUCCAUUUGGCAAUGGCAUGGUUCUCAGACGGAGACGAUCCUCUGACCUACAAGGAGAGGCUCGAAUUAAUUCGUGCAAAAGCCCAGACUCUUGGGGAGCCUGCACACUCGGCAUUCACUUGGAUUCCGGAUGAUACUCAAAUCCACAAAGCCGAUAUUAGUUACUGGAUUCCCCAGCCAUGGGAUAACCGACAAGGACGAAUCACUCUUGUCGGAGAUGCAGCACACCCGAUGCCACCAUACCGAGGCCAAGGAUUGAAUCACUGCAUAUGCGAUGUCUCAAAUCUACUUGACGGGUUCCGAGCAGUUGUGGCAGGACAGUCUAUACUCUCCGAGGUCAUCACCUCGUACGAAAUUGAGAUGGUUCCACGUGGUCAGGAAGAGGUAAAAUGUUCGAUAGAAAAUGGGUACAUGCUACACGAUUGGGCGAAGGUUCAGGAAAGUCCUGUAUUCCGCAAUGGCUUCAGACCAAUGGAGGGUCAUGAUAAAUCCGGGAUCGGUCAAGAAAAUCAUCCCAUCAAUCAUCAACAAGCACAGGUUGUUUAG